GGCCGGAUUACUAAAAAUGGAAGCAACAAGAAUGAGUUUUGGACUCGGAGCUUUCUCUCAGCUUCACAAAACCCCUCUCUGCCUUAAGAACAACCUCUCUCUCUUUCCUCGCCGUUUACUACACAACCACAGUCUUUCUCUCAAACCCACAAAACCCAACUUGUUCAUUUCGACCGUUGACGAACUUUUUUCUCCGUCAAUUUGGGGAGAUCACUUCCUCACUGUUCCCCUCGCCCGCUCUGAAUUUGAUGAACUAGAAAAGGAGAUUGAGAUUAAUAAGCCGAUCGUUAAAGAUAUGCUCAUGUCUUCUCAAAGCAGCGACAAGGACAAGAUUCGUCUCAUCCAUUUGCUUAUCAGCCUCGGGAUCUCUUAUCAUUUCGAUAAGGAGAUUCAAGAGAUACUUAACCAAAGUUUCACAAAGUUGGAUGACCUAAUUGUUGGCGAAGUUGAUUUAGAGACUAUCGCCAUCAUGUUCGAGGUCUUUAGGCUAUACGGUCACAAGAUAUCUUGUGAUGUCUUUGAUAUAUUCAGAUGUGAAGAUGGGAGGUUCUUGGAUAGUGUAGCCAGCGAUGUUAGAGGGAUGCUACAGUUGUUCGAAGUUGCGCAUCUUGGGACACCCUCUGAAGAUGUAAUGGACGAAGCACUGAGUUUCACGCAGAAUCAUUUGAAGUCUUUGGCACAUGGUAACGCAACCAAUGUUGCUCCCCAUCUCUUGAAGCAUAUACAAAAGACAUUAUACAUACCUCGAUACAAUAACAUAGAAAUACUAAUGGCAAGAGAAUAUAUAUCUUACUACGAACAAGAAGAAGGUCACGACAUGGUCCUGCUCAAGUUUUCAAAGCUUAGCUUCAACUUUUGCCAGCUUCAUUACAUCCAAGAGCUCAAAACCCUCACCAAAUGGUGGAAGGACUUAGGUGUAGCAUCUAAGCUACCUUACGUAAGGGAUAGAAUGGUGGAGUGCCAUCUCGGGUCUUUGGGACCAUACUUCGAGCCACACUAUUCACUUGGAAGACUUAUAGUCUCUAAAUUUAUACAGCUCGUCGUUGUUGUGGAUGACACAUAUGAUGCAUAUGCUACUUUUCCCGAAGCUACACUUUUUACGGAAUGUUUGUUGAGGUGGGAAAUUGGUGCCAGUGAUAAACUACCAAACUAUUUGCGAGUCGUUCUUGAAAGUUUGUUUGAAGCCAUAAGAGUAAUUGAACAAGAAGUGAAACCUAAAGGAAGAUCAUAUGGCGUGAAACAAGCGGUAGAGAAGCUCCAGGUCCUUGUGAAAGCGUACCUAGAUGUAACAAAGUGGGCACGCUCGGGUCACGUAUCGACAUUUGAUGAGUACAUGGAGGUUGGGUUGAUAUCAGGCGGGAUGGGUGACUAUGCAGCAUACUCCUUUAUUGGUAUGGACGAUAUCAAUGAGAAAGAAGCUUUUGACUGGCUCAAUUCAAAACCCCUAAUCAUCAAAUCUCUGAGUAUAAUGUUCCGUCUAGUAAAUGAUGUAGGCAGCUACGAGACCGAGAUGAGCAGAGGCGAGGUGGCUAAUGGAGUAAACUGUUACAUGAAACAACAUGGAGUCACCAAGGAAGAAGCAUGCAAAGGGAUACGUAAGAUUUAUAGAGAAAAUUACAAAGUGGUUGUGGAGGAGUUCAUCAACUCACAUGACCAUGUACCUCGCCAACUUCUUCUUCGAUGCUUCAACUUUGCACGUCUCUUCGAUGUGUUCUACACAGAAGGUGAUGGAUACACUGAUCCCAAAGGCAAAACCGAACACUUUAUGAAAUCUUUGUUCGUCCACCCAAUACCACUUUCA
This is a messenger RNA of Thlaspi arvense, 1801 nucleotides long. NCBI's taxonomy places the organism in Eukaryota, Viridiplantae, Streptophyta, Magnoliopsida, Brassicales, Brassicaceae. The record is from the annotation of a GenBank genome assembly.